AGAUGGAAGCGUUAACAUCGUAUCAUGAGAGAGCCAUCCUCCACAGCACUCGAGGGGAGAAUACACUCCCACUCGCAUCCCUUGUCUAUAAAAAAAUUCUGCUUCUCUUCCAAAGCUCGCACUACUCUUGUGUAUGCCAAUGGCACUUUCAAUGGCAGAACGUCGAGCCUUGACAAGCGGACGAGGAGUCACCUGUGCUUCGAUGUUUGGGUGGAAAACGGAACCCUCCACGCGAUGGACAUGGACUACAGCAACUCCACUCUAACAUACAGCCUCUCCGCUGUAUUCGGCUUCCGAAACGAAGACUACCACCGUGACAGCGACACCGUGGAAAAGCUUGCAGCGGCGCCCUUGUAUGGCGGACAGCAGCUGGGGCCGGAAUCAAGUCUGACGACCUUCCAGCUGCGGUUUCUGGAGACGGCGAUGGUUCCCUUCGACGUGCGGGCGCAGCAGGCUGCUGGCGCUGUGGUCGCAAGAACGUACGCCGACGACGCCGCGCGGGGCUACUACACCAUACAGGUGAAGCUAAGCCUGGGUUUUGGAGGACUCGCGUGGUGCGACUCCACCUGCACCCUCUAUUUCUUUGCGCCAUUGCCGUCCCCAAGAGGUGCUCCCAACAUCUUCGAUGGCGACGAUUGUAGUACUAAAUGUAAAACCAGUGUGUUCCAUGACACCGAACAAGUUGGUAACGCAACUGUUGCCUCUCUUUCUAGUCUGAUAAAAACCAGAGUGUUGCAUCUUUGUGCAAUCGUCGUCCUCAAGGGGUGCUCGCAACAUCUUCGACGGCAACCAUUGUUGGACUACAUGUAAAACCAGUGUGUUGCAUGACAGCAAACAAUUAAGUUCUGUAAGAGC
Molecule: messenger RNA, 855 nt
Organism: Panicum virgatum (switchgrass)
Lineage: Eukaryota; Viridiplantae; Streptophyta; Magnoliopsida; Poales; Poaceae
Exons: 2
Coding region: 25-810 (261 amino acids)
Source: RefSeq, a predicted model, not a curated record